Anolis sagrei ordinatus is the source of this 2825-nucleotide messenger RNA. Its product is annotated as pinopsin-like. The record is from RefSeq and is a predicted model, not a curated record. Gene Ontology annotation, cellular component: plasma membrane; photoreceptor outer segment. NCBI's taxonomy places the organism in Eukaryota, Metazoa, Chordata, Lepidosauria, Squamata, Anolidae. Gene Ontology annotation, biological process: phototransduction; G protein-coupled receptor signaling pathway; cellular response to light stimulus. Gene Ontology annotation, molecular function: G protein-coupled photoreceptor activity.
CCAAGUUGAGAACCGCUGAUCUAGACUCUCCACCGAUAUACAGCUCCGUCAGCAAUUCUGCAGCACAAUCAGGGUUUGGGAUGAUGACACAGAAUACUGACAAUCCCUUUGUUUAUACACACACACACAUACAGAGAGCCCUCUUUGCAGCCACAAUUUAAGUCCCUAAAAUCCAAGCUGGCAUAAAUUCCCACUCAAUUUAAUGGGAUGGUUGGCACAUAUUGCGACCGUAAGCAACUCUUGGCUUUAAUCUAGAUUUUGGGGCAAAGACCUGGCUUUAAGGCAGCUUAACGGCAUCUUAGCGCUGCAAUCUGCUUUGGAUUCUCCCAAUAAAAGUUGGCACAAUGAAGCCCUAACAUUUCCCAGUAUGUGGGUUUCAAACGAGUGGAUCAACGGGACCCCCGGCCCUUUUGACGGGCCGCAGUGGCCGUUCCUGGCCCCGAGGGGAACCUACACCUCGGUGGCCGUCCUCAUGGGCCUCGUGAUGGUCUCAGCAGCGGUGGUCAACGGCUUGGUCAUUUUAGUCUCCGUCCAGUACAAGAGGCUCCGUUCUCCCCUGAACUACAUCCUGGUGAACCUGGCCGUCGCCGACCUCCUCGUCACCUUCUUUGGCAGCACCAUCAGCUUUGCCAACAAUAUCUAUGGCUUUUUCGUGUUUGGCCCAACGGCGUGCGAGUUUGAAGGAUUCAUGGUCUCCCUGACAGGGAUUGUGGGCCUUUGGUCUUUGGCGAUCCUAGCGUUUGAGAGAUACCUUGUGAUCUGCAAACCGGUGGGAGAUUUCCGUUUCCAGCAACGCCACGCCGUGAUUGGCUGCGCUUUCACAUGGCUGUGGUCACUGCUAUGGACACUUCCUCCCCUCUUUGGUUGGAGCAGCUACAUCCCAGAAGGCUUGAGGACGUCCUGCGGGCCCAACUGGUACACUGGCGGCAGUGACAACAACAGCUACAUCAUGACUUUGUUUGUGACCUGCUUCGUUACACCGCUAGCCAUGAUCGUCUUCUCCUAUGCCAACCUGCUCUUGACCCUGCGAGCCGUGGCCGCUCAGCAAAAAGAGCUGGAGACAACGCAGCGGGCAGAGAGAGAAGUCACGCGGAUGGUGAUCACCAUGGUCAUGGCGUUCCUGGUUUGCUGGCUACCUUACGCCAGCUUUGCGAUGGUGGUGGCCACCAACAAGGACCUGUUCAUCCAGCCGGCCCUGGCUUCUCUACCGUCGUACUUCUCCAAGACGGCCACUGUGUACAACCCCAUCAUUUAUGUCUUCAUGAACAAACAGUUUCGCAGCUGCCUCCUGUCCACCAUGAGCUGCGGCCGCCGACCGGUAGCUGCGCAAGGGACGACGCCAGCCAUGAUCAGCAGCCCCCGAGGCCUGACGUCAGCUUUGGAGGGGAGUAGGAAUAAAGUGGUGCCGUCUGCUUCAGAAGGAAGUGGAAACGAUGUAGGGACUUCGUAACAACAUGGAUAACUGAAACUCUGACCGUCUGGGGGAAAAAAAAUCCUGGUUUGCAUUAUCAUUUGUGGGGUUAUCCUGUUCCAGAAUGUAGAGAUUUGUAUGUCCCAAUUGGACAGGGACAGUCCUAGUUAAUUCUCUGUCCAUUUUUCCAGCUGUUUUCAAAAUGCCUUGCUUUCUUAUUCUUCUCCAUGCACUUUAUUCAUUUGUGCUUAGCUUCCUUCCAUUGAGUUCAAACUUCAUAAUAGGUUGCAUCCAAUUUGCUCAGCAGGAGUGAAGAUGGGAUUUUAAAUGUAAUUCCUGGCUUGUUUCUUCUUCUAGAUCAGUGGUUCUCAACCUUCCUAAAGCCAUGACCCCUUAAUACAGUUCCUCAUGUCGUGGUGACCCCCAACCAUAAAAUUAUUUUAGCUGUUACUGUUGAGAUUAACUUCACAAUUCAGCAGCAGAUUAGUUGCACAACUUCAGCACUUUCCAGUAGCUUCUUCCUGCACAGUAUUUUCAGUCAACUGCUCCCACAACCUGCAGUCACUCUGGAACCUUUUACAGACACUUGAGCACAUGCCCGGCCAUUGUCAGUUUUACCAUUGUCUUUCCCCCAGUCUAGAUGAUAUUACAGACUUACCACAGCACACAGUUAUAUCUUGUCUUAGCAGACAGGUUCUUUUAAUUACAUAUAGCCUUCGACAGAACAACAUCACAGCACAAGGAGAGAUAUACACUGUACAUGACUUCCUUAUAUACAAUUCAUUUACACAUAGCAAUCACCGAUUGGUUCCCAACUCAUUGACUCAACUCAAACUCAGGAUUGCAUCAUUCAUAAUCACCUGGACUAGGCCAGAACACAUUCCCCAAAUGAAGCUCUAUAUACAGUUAAUGCAUGACUCAGCAUUCCCAAUAGAAGCCCAUUAGCAGUGCAUGACUCAGCUAUAUUACAUUACAAUACAUUGUAAAACCUGACAGUUACUUCAUAACUGGAAUUUUGCUACAGUAAUGAGCCAUAAUGUAAAUAUCCAAUAUGCAAAGUGUAUUUUCAUAGAACCAUAGAAUCAAAGAGUUGGAAGAGACCUCAUGGGCCAUCCAGUCCAACCCCCUGUCAAGAAGCAGGAAUAUUGCAUUCAAAUCACCCCUGACAGAUGGCCAUCCAGCCUCUGUUUAAAAGCUUCCAAAGAAGGAGCCUCCACCACACUCCGGGGCAGAGAGUUCCACUGCUGAACGGCUCUCACAGUCAGGAAGUUUUUCCUCAUGUUCAGAUGGAAUCUCCUCUCUUGUAGUUUGAAGCCAUUGUUCCGCGUCCUAGUCUCCAAGGAAGCAGAAAACAAGCUUGCUCCCUCCUCCCUGUGGCUUCCUCUCACAUAUUUAUACAUGGCUAUCAUAUCUC